Molecule: messenger RNA, 2010 nt
Organism: Salvelinus fontinalis (brook trout)
Lineage: Eukaryota; Metazoa; Chordata; Actinopteri; Salmoniformes; Salmonidae
Product: calmodulin-like protein 4
Exons: 4
Coding region: 1208-1690 (160 amino acids)
Cellular component (GO): myosin II complex
Molecular function (GO): calcium ion binding
Source: RefSeq, a predicted model, not a curated record
UCUCCUAUAGCAGUCUAAGUCAUAUGUCUCCUAUAGCAGUCUAAGUCAUAUGUCUCCUAUAGCAGUCUAAGUCAUAUGUCUCCUAUAGCAGUCUAAGUCAUAUGUCUCCUAUAGCAGUCUGUCAUAUGUCUCCUAUAGCAGUCUGUCAUAUGUCUCCUAUAGCAGUCUGUCAUAUGUCUCCUAUAGCAGUCUGUCAUAUGUCUCCUAUAGCAGUCUGUCAUAUGUCUCCUAUAGCAGUCUGUCAUAUGUCUCCUAUAGCAGUCUAAGUCAUAUGUCUCCUAUAGCAGUCUAAGUCAUAUGUCUCCUAUAGCAGUCUAAGUCAUAUGUCUCCUAUAGCAGUCUAAGUCAUAUGUCUCCUAUAGCAGUCUAAGUCAUAUGUCUCCUAUAGCAGAUUUACAUUUGACAUUUUAGUCAUUUAGCCGAUGAUCUAACCCAGAGCGACUUAAGUGAGAGCAUACAUUUUAAUAUUUUUUUCUUACUGGUCCCCUGUGGGAAUCGAACCCACAACCCUGGCACUGCAAGCACCAUGCUCUACCAACUGAGCGGAAUACAGAGUACACGCCAGAUGUAGUGGGGUAUACACAUACCAAAUUAUUAUAUGCCGUAUUAGUACAUGGCUGGAUUGAUAGACAGUGACCUCUAGUGGUGAUGUUAUAUAUUGCAGCUACCUCAGGAAAUGUAUAUAUUAUUCAGUGUCACCACUGUCUUAUCAUCUGUCCUUUCACUAGACAUGAAAUGGUAUUGAUUUGAAAUGGGGGAGUUCUAUUAGUUGAGCAAGAUCAAUCAUACUUACGCCCACUUUUAAUAUAAACAAAGUUACUUAUCUUACUGAAGAAUUAAACUUUUUAUUAAACUAUUAUUUCCAUAUACUGUAACUUGUCUGCUAAUGGCCACGCUGUGUAGUUUAACAUAUCCUGGUUGUCAUAUCAGAUAAUAAGGUAGUGAUUAGUAUCACAAGUAUUUGAUAGAAGAGAAAGGGAGAGGAUAAUAUGAUACCUUGGAUCCACUAUCUCAGUUUCCACAGCAACCGGUAUUAAAUAACAUGCACUCUGUGGCGGACUUUGAACUGGCAGGCAGAUGGGUGUGGAGACAGGUGAGGUAAGCCAGUUGCAUUCCAGGAAGAGAGAUCUCUGACUACAGACAUGGUAAGAAAAAACAAUUGAAUUGUUUUGUGUUCCCUAAUUUCUGUACAUGUUUAGACCAAUUCAUGGUGUAUUGUGUUUUUCCUCAGGCUAAAUUCCUGUCAGGAACUCAGAUCAACGAGUUCAAGGAAUGUUUCUCCUUGUACGACAAGAAGCGCAAGGGGAAGAUUGAAGCCAAGGACCUGAUCACAGUUAUGCGCUGUCUGGGGACGAGUCCCACCUUCGGUGAGAUCGACCGACACCUGCAGAUCCACAAGAUAGAUAAGAAGGGCGAGCUAGACUUCUCCACCUUCCUGACCAUGAUGCACCGGCAGAUCCAGCAGGAGGACCCCAAGGCGGAGAUCCUGGAGGCCAUGAGGAUGACGGACAAGCAGAAGAAGGGCUAUAUCCUGGCCUCGGAGCUCCGGGCCAAGCUCACCAAGCUAGGAGAGAAGCUCACUGAUAAAGAAGUGGACGAGCUGUUCAGAGAAGCCAACGUGAAGUCUAAUGGCAAGGUGCACUACGAGGAGUUCACCAGGAUGGUGACACUACCGUCAGUGGAUUACUGAGGGACAGGACAGGAGGAGAUGACGUCCUUUAUGACAGGGAAGCAUGGUCAUGGAAGGGACCUGGUUAUGCUGCACUGAGCAUUACCCAACCCCCUGCAUGCACUGAGCAUUACCCAACCACCUGCAUGCACUUAAUUUAUUGAUCAUCUAGGUUUGUGUCUAUUGUACGCUACUUUCUAUCAUUUAUACUAGUGCAUUUGAUUAAUUAAAUUUAUAUAUUUUUUUAAAUUGAGGGUUUUUAUUUGACUUGCUGCAGGAAGAGUAGCUGCUGCAUGUGCAAUAUGUAAUGGACAUUCAAAUAAACAAAAUCAACUAAAAUA